UUGGUUCAAACCGACGUAAGUGCUAUGGCUCACCUGUCUGAUGAAAUGGCCGGGUCCUUUACUGAUGAGGUAGAGAGUUCUGAUUCUCUCAGUCCCUCUGGAGGACAGCAGUCCUGGCCCAGCUCCUCUGGGACAGAAUCGGAUGAUGGAAAACUGGCUGCAAGCUUGCAAGAACAAACCAAGCAAUCAGAGCUUUCUGAUUUCAAAAAUAACGAAAAGAAGUUGACUCAAAAAUGGAUCCACUAUCUCCAGGACAAAAAAACUAACUAUGAACAAAACCAACCAGAGACUAAACUUCAAACAGAAAUCAAUGGACUGUCCGACGAGGAACUGAAUGCCCUGCAGUCUUUCUGCACCACUAAGAUAAACUUGAUCCAUCAAAGAGUGGACUCUAAAAAGAAGAGCAACARACACAAAAAGCUGCAGUUUAGAUGCGAUCCAGAGCCUUCAGAAAUCAAUGCCUUAACAUGUACUGUUCCUGAUGAACUUUUAAACAGAAUGUAUUUUGAAAACGUGAGGACAACACUAAAACAGGUGGCAUCAGCAAAGCAACACAUUACUUCACAGUGU
This is a messenger RNA of Urocitellus parryii (Arctic ground squirrel), 570 nucleotides long. RefSeq names its product chromosome 14 C8orf48 homolog (gene C14H8orf48). NCBI's taxonomy places the organism in Eukaryota, Metazoa, Chordata, Mammalia, Rodentia, Sciuridae. The record is from RefSeq and is a predicted model, not a curated record.